AAGAAGCUGCUGAUGGCCCCACGUGUGGCCUGUAAAGGAUGAAGUGUAAACCUGAUCUCAGAUCAGAUUCUUCCUUCAAACCAGGAAACUGUGGCUUGUUCUGAACAGCGGAUGCCUCUGAUCACUUCACCUCAGAUGUCGUUCAUAUAACUGUGACCUUUAUUUAUUAUUAAUUUUAAUUUUUUUUUGCAACGCGAGUGACAAGGUCAUCUCGUAAAAAUGAGUGAGGUGAGCUUGUGCCAGGCGCGAGCUACUGUCAUGCUGUAUGAUGACGCCGGGAAGCGCUGGGUCCCUGCUGGCACUGGAGGUCAGACUGUGAGCAGGGUGCACAUCUACCAAAACCCGAGUAACAACUCCUUCAGAGUGGUGGGCCGAAAACUGCAGACCGAUCAGCAGGUUGUGAUUAACUGCCCACUUGUGCGAGGCAUAAAGUACAAUCAGGCCACUGCAAAUUUCCACCAGUGGCGAGAUGCACGGCAGGUGUGGGGCCUAAAUUUCAGCAGUAAGGAUGAAGCUGUACAGUUUGCUAACACCAUGAUGCAUGCACUAGACGUGCUCAGUGGUGCAGCUCCCCCUCAGCCUCCACCGAAUGGCCCGAGUGUUGAAGAGCAGAAGAGAGCUCAGGAGCAGCAGGAGAGAGAGCGACAGGAGAAAGAGAGACAGGAGAGAGAGCGGCAGGAGAAAGAGAGACAGGAGAGAGAGAGACUGGAACAGGAACAGCUAGAGAGGCAGAGACAGGCUGCUGCUCUACCAGCUGCACCUCCCGCUCCUCCUUCAGCUCCAGCUCCUCCUCCCCCUGGAGUUCCGCCUCCACCUGGUCCUCCACCACCUCCCGGGCCUCCCCCACCUGCCCCGCCACCACCACCCUCUGGCGGGGCUCCACCUGCCCCGCCACCACCACCUUCAGGAGGAGGAGGAGGAGGUGGUCUUGGUGGAGCUGGGGGACUAGCAUCAGCUCUUGCUGGUGCUAAACUCCGUAAAGUGUCCAAGGAAGAGAGUGGGUCUGCUGCUCCAGCACCAAAAGAAACCAGCUCAAGCUCUGGAGGAGGAGGAGGAGGAGGAGGUGGUGGUGGAGGAGGAGGGUUGAUGGGCGAGAUGAGUGCAAUUCUCGCAAGAAGGCGCAAGGCUGCAGAUAGUCCAGUGGUGAAAAAAGAAGAGAGCAAUGAUAAUCCAGCAUCCUCAGAGAACAAAUCAGAAGUUUGCAAGCCUUGGGAAAAGUCUGGUACCCUCCCACGAUCUAAUUCUGGUCCCAAGAGUUUUGAUAAGACUCCUAGUCCAGCAUCAACUCCAUUAAGCAGGCAAAGGCCAGGCAGUAACGUGAGUGACACGGCCGCCCGAGAGAGCAUCGAUAUGGAGAAAUUAAAGCAGGAAAUCCUGCAGGAGGUGCGCAAGGAACUGCAGAAAGUUAAGGAUGAAAUUAUUGCAGCAUUUAUUGAAGAGUUGCAGAAAACAGGCGCCCCCUAGUGUCACAAUGAUGAAAGAGCUUCUGCUUUGCAAUAAAAAGUCCAAACAGUGUUGCACAUACAGUACACCCAUUUAAGCAAAUUCUUACAAAAAGGCAUUUCUUUCAUGUUCAGCUUUCCAACUGCCCUGUAAUGAUCUCUCCUAUUUAGAAAUGGGUGACAGAUUAAUGGAAAAAAAACAACAUAGUCUCACAGUAAGGUGUUGAGUCACCACAAGGUGCCAGAACAGCUUCGAUGCACCUCAGCACAGGUUCCACACGUCUCUAGAAAUGUAUUUGAGGGAUGAAUACUAUUCUUCCCUCAAAGAGGACAAGUGGACUCAACCCAGGCGAGCAAAGUGCUUCUUGCACCAUAACAGAAAUUGUUUUUUCCUGUCAUUUGUCACCCGUUUGUAAAAUUCUCCAAUCAUACCGUCUGCCUUUUUUACAAUAGCUGUCUCUUUUUCUAAUAUUUAAGAUUUUCAUAUGCCUAAAAACAUGCGAAUCAUCAGAGAGGCACAUUAUCCUUAUGUCAUACAUCAUACAUCCCGUAGAUCCAUCUUAUCUUCGGCCUUUCAAUGAACUGUUCUUACAUCCACAUAACUGAAAUGACAAGAAAAAGGUGACUCGGCAUUCUUGUUUUUUUUCCAUUGUUAAUUUGUUGUUUUAUUCAAUAGUUACAUAAGUGCAAAGUUAUAAAAUUAGCUCUUAUCCAAUUAGUGUUAUAUAUGUUUUAAAAUGAAGUACUUUUGCUGGUGAAAAGCCAGCUGUGCAUGUGGUGAUGAAUUGUACGGUGAAUGACAUCUUGCUGAAUUUUUUUUUUCUGCCUCAGGGAUUAGCGGAUGCUAAUAUGUGUAUAUUUACACAUUUUAAUUUUUAUAUUUUUAAAUGACUACGAUAUGUUGCUCAAGCUAUUGCUGUGUUUGCUUUUUGUAGUUUUAUGUGCCUUUGUGUUUUUACAGGAAAAAAUGAUUACAAAAGACUUUUGCGUAUGAAAAAUGGGCUGUAUUUCCAAACUUUGGUAAAAUUAUUGUUCAGUGGUACUGUUCAAUAUCUUGAGGUUAAUGUGAGUAAAAAUACCAUUUGUUAUUUCAGGGGUUCUGAAAUACAACCAGAAUUUAUACCAAUUGUGACUUAGGUUUUUUCUUUCUUUCUGUUUUUCCCCCCAUUUCUAACAGCAUAUAACAUACACUCAGUUGCCAGUUUAGUAUGCAUUAGAUUAACCUAUAGAUUUACUAUACAUUUACUAAACAGUAACUGUCACCUUUGUCACCUUUUGUUAAGGUAUAAAUGAUGCUUCCUUCACUGCCACGUAAAGGGAUCACAUACCACAUAUAGUACCUUAAAUUGAACUAAAAUAGACAAGGUGCAUAUAUUUUUUAUAUAUAUGGGUGGCAUGGUGGUGUAGUGGUUAGCGCUGUCGCCUCACAGCAAGAAGGUCCGGGUUCGAGCCCCGUGGCCGGCGAGGGCCUUUCUGUGUGGAGUUUGCAUGUUCUCCCCGUGUCUGCGUGGGUUUCCUCCGGGUGCUCCGGUUUCCCCCACAGUCCAAAGACAUGCAGGUUAGGUUAACUGGUGACUCUAAAUUGACCGUAGGUGUGAAUGUGAGUGUGAAUGGUUGUCUGUGUCUAUGUGUCAGCCCUGUGAUGACCUGGCAACUUGUCCAGGGUGUACCCCGCCUUUCGCCCGUAGUCAGCUGGGAUAGGCUCCAGCUUGCCUGCGACCCUGUAGAACAGGAUAAAGCGGCUAGAGAUAAUGAGAUGAGAGAUGAUAUAUAUAUAUAUAUAUAUAUAUAUAUACAGUACUGUGCACAAGUCUUUGGCCCCCUAUUUUUUUUCCCCAUACAAACUUGGUUAUAGAUUUCUUUUUCAUGACUUUUACAUUAACCAUAAUGAAGGCUACUGGGUUUUGGUGCAAAAUUAAGAAGCAAGUGUGACAGUCAAAGUGUCCAGAAGAACUGUGUCUGGUUGUGCAAGAUGCUCAGUAAAACCUACAGCUCAUUUCCUUAUCAAACUGCACUCACUGUAUCUGAGACUGCUAUUUUUUUUUUUAAGUGAAGGGUUGUCUUACACCAAAUAUUGACUUUGUUUCAUUUAUUAUGGCUUACUGCUGUUUAUAGUAUUUUUUUUAAAUGUUGACAUUUAAAAUUCAUUAUUUUUAAGCCAUAUUUGGUCUACAGUAUUUCUUUACACUUGCUUAAGACUUUUGCACAGUACUGGAUACAGUCAGGUCCAUAAGUAUUUGGACAGUGGGGCAAUUUUCAUAAUUUUGCCUCUGUACACCACCAUAGUGGAUUUGAAAUGAAGCAGUCAAUAUGUGAUUGAAGUGUAGAAUUUAACAAAAAUGUCACAUUAAACCAUUUAGGAAUUACAGCCUUUCAAUUUUUUUUUUUUACAUAGUCCUUCAAUUUUCUUAAGCUCAAAAGUAAUCGGACAAUUGACUGAGAAGCAGUUUCAUGUGCAGUUAUGGCCUGUUUCCUUGUUAUUUCAUGACAAAUUAUUGAGAUAAAAGGUCUGGAAUUGAUUCCAAGUAUUGAAUUUGUAUUUGGCAACUGCUCAUGAGAACUAUCAAUAAGCAGUCCAAAGAAGUGUCAAUGCAAGUGAAUGAGGCCAUCAUGAGGCUGAAAAAACAAAAUAGACCUAUCAGAGAUAGCAGAAACUUUAGGAAUAACCAAAUGAACACCUUGGUACGUUCUUAAAAAAGAGGAAUUCAAAAGACUACAGAAGACAACUACAGUGGAUGAUAGAAUUCUUUCCUUUGUGAAGAAAAACACCUUCACAACAUCUAGCCAAGUCAAGGACACUCUCAAGGAGGUAGUCAAAGUCUACAAUCAAGAGACGUCUUCAUCUCUUGAUUGUUUACCUCAAGUUUACCUCAAGAUACAGUACCAGUGGACACACCUUCUAAUUCAGUGUUUUUUCUUUAUUAAUUAAAAGUCACUUCAUGUCUUAAA
Messenger RNA from Neoarius graeffei (lesser salmon catfish), 4391 nucleotides. RefSeq names its product vasodilator stimulated phosphoprotein a (gene vaspa). The record is from RefSeq and is a predicted model, not a curated record. Gene Ontology annotation, biological process: neural tube closure; positive regulation of actin filament polymerization; actin cytoskeleton organization. Gene Ontology annotation, molecular function: SH3 domain binding; profilin binding. Lineage: Eukaryota; Metazoa; Chordata; Actinopteri; Siluriformes; Ariidae. The transcript has 13 exons. Bases 220 to 1464 code for a protein of 414 amino acids.